Molecule: messenger RNA, 1308 nt
Organism: Lolium perenne
Lineage: Eukaryota; Viridiplantae; Streptophyta; Magnoliopsida; Poales; Poaceae
Source: RefSeq, a predicted model, not a curated record
CUUUCUUCGUACGAGAUGCUAAAGUUUACUGCAAAAUCUGACACGAAGAUUCCACUCACUCACUCCUCACUCAUUGUGAGCUUCUGCCACCCGGCUCUCGCCUCCGCAUUCCCAACAGCCUCCAUGGAUCCCCACGGCGCCGACCUCCCGUGCAUCGUCCAAGCCCUAGCCUCCAUGGACCCCAACGACGCCGCCGAACGUCCCUGCAUCGUCCAAGCCCUAGCGGCGUCCCCCUCCAAACCCCAAGCGGCCUUUCCCGCCGCCGCCGCCGGAGACCAUCCGACGCCGCCCGCCCCCAAAUCCUCCAGGACCAGAGCCACGAGCCCGCGCCGCACGCGCUCCGGCGGCGCCCCCGAGUGGACCGCCGCCGAGACCCUCGCGCUGGUCGCCACGGUCGCCGCCGUCGACGACGACGGCUGGGCCCGCUCCGUCUCCGCGUUCCAGAAGUGGGCCAUCGUCGCCGACAACCUCGCCUCCUCCGCGGGGCCCUCCUCCAGGCGGAAGGGGAGGGCGGCCGGCGAGUGCAAGCGGCGCUGGGAGGCGCUCGUGGCGGAGUACGGGGCGGUAAGGCGCGCCGGGGGGAGGUACUGGGGGAUGGGCGCCGCCGCGAGGAGGAAGGCCGGGCUCCCCGAGGGGUUCGACGCCGAGGUGUACGGCAUCAUGGACGCGCUGAUCCAGGUCGAGGAGGCGUUCCUGGCGGGUGCCGGUGGUGCUCAGCCAACUCAGGUGCGGAAAGAAGAGAGUGGUGAUGCUGGAGUCGGGGAAGAGGAGGAGGUGGAUGGUGAGGACGGUGAGGGGGAGAUGCAGGUGGAUGGAGAUGCUAAUGCUCCUGAAGGUUUGGAUGCUGGGGCGGAAGCACACAACAAGCACAAGAAGAGCCAAACUGAUGCAUGGGAGCUGGCCAACAAGUUAAACGAAAACGCGCAACAUAUUCAUAUGCUACUAAACGGAGAGGCCAACGAAGAAGCUGGCAAGAACCAUGUUCCUGGCGAUGGUAUCUCACCCGAGGCAAUGGAGACCAGUCGCCAGAAAGCCGACGAGCUGAUCAAAUCGCUAGGCGGGCUCGUGAGCUACUUGAACCAAUUCACCGAUCUUAUCAAGGAAAAUGGGAUCGAGGACGUCGUCGGUGUGAACUGAUUGGUGCUAGGCAGGUUUCCUUUGAACUGAAGUGAGAAUCCUGCAGCCCAAUCCUGUAUCAUUGUCCCUAUCCGUCUCGUCUAUCUCUGUAAAUAUGAGGGCCCUGUAAGAUGCUUCUAAUCAAAUGAUGUAGGUUUGUAGCACACACUGUUAUGUGCGUUGGUGCCAUUA